AUGUCAACGUGGGGAUACAGUUACUUGGCUACGCACCCAAAUGAAGCAAAACCAUCCAUUCCAUAUCAGCCGGGAACAACCAUCAAAGCGCAGGCUUAUACACCGCCAAAGCCGCCGAAUUUUUACUAUACAUGGGCUCGUGGAAAGAUUGAGAAGGAUAUUCGAGAGAUACAUCCUCUUCAAUUAUGUCUGGAAAAUCUGCCUGCGGAGGGCCACCCCAGGAACAGGAUGAUAGGGUUAAGAAUCAAACGCCAUGUACGAGUACAUGACGGCGCCAAUUCACAAAUAGUACAGGCUGAAUUCUUGAGCAACCAGGAAAAGGAUCCCCAGCCACUGGAGGGGCCAAUCCCCACCAGUAUCACCGUCAAAUUCUAUGAUCCGUUGUACUAUGAUUUCGAUACAGAACACCCCGACCCUUUCGCAAAUUGCGAUGCAGCCUUUGCUCACGAGACCUUGGCUUAUCACCACCUGAAGCCCGUAUAUGGAACUGUAGUUCCUCGCUUUCUUGGAUCAUACAGUAUUGAUGUUCCGCUCCCAGGCAAUCCCUCCGUUUUCCGGCCUGUCAGAGCGAUCCUGUACGAAUUCGUCCCAGGAGUUUCGCUCCAGGAUAUUGAGAUUCAAGAUUAUAGUUCGUCACAACGAAAGGCCAUCAUGUCGGCAGUACUGGAUGCCCAUAGCAUAUUACGGCAACUCAACGUAGCUCAUGGCGAUUUGGAUCCGCGAAAUGUCAUUGUCAUAUCUGCCAAAGAGGGAGAGAAGGCGGAUAUUCGCUUGAUCGACUUCGACAUGGCUGAAUGUGGCAAGCGUAUACAAGAACAGCACCAGCCAACGAUGUUGCCAGAGUCAAGAUCCAUAAUAAUCAAGCGAUGGUCUGACAAGGAUCUGCGGGACUGUAUGCUUGACUUUGCCUGGUUAAUAGAUUGGCCGUGGGAUGACUGGCUGGAGAACGAGUAUGCCAAAGACAGGAUAUAA
Molecule: messenger RNA, 972 nt
Organism: Neoarthrinium moseri
Lineage: Eukaryota; Fungi; Ascomycota; Sordariomycetes; Amphisphaeriales; Apiosporaceae
Exons: 1
Coding region: 1-972 (323 amino acids)
Biological process (GO): protein phosphorylation
Molecular function (GO): protein kinase activity; ATP binding
Source: RefSeq, a predicted model, not a curated record